Prorocentrum cordatum is the source of this 2518-nucleotide messenger RNA. The record is from the annotation of a GenBank genome assembly. NCBI's taxonomy places the organism in Eukaryota, Dinophyceae, Prorocentrales, Prorocentraceae.
GGUGUGGCGGGAGCGUUCCUCGCUUUCCUGACCUUUGUGGUGCGGGACCACUUCGCGCGUCGGCCGCCCUGGGACGGCGGCGACGCCGACUGGUGCCGCGCGGAGGCUCUGGCACCGUCUCCCGCCCCGCCUGUGCAGGACGACGUUGUCUGCCCCGUGAGCUGGGUCCACCCUGGCAUCGUGGAGGAGAUCGCGCAGCAGCUCGUGGCUGAUCGCUGCGUGUGCGAGGUUCAGUGCAACAGCGUGAGGAGGGACUUCGCCCUCUUCGCGGGCGGCGUGGGUUUCUUCGGCUUCGGGCAGCUCAUCUACGGGGUGACCUUCUUCGGCCAGUGCUGCUGCUGUCGACGGGAUGGCGAGCGUCUUACGGUGCGGGAGUUCUUGAAUGAGCUCCUCCCUGGCCGCCUCGUGGCGGUCAAGUACCCAGGAGAGGACCUCUACCACGAGAGGGUGGUCCUCGGCCCGUGCGCUCGCGACUUACUCGGCCGAGUGAGUCGCUGGGAGGUGCUGACGCCCGAUCACGACAAGUACGACGAAGAUAUGACCAUGGAGGGCGACGAAGGCGAAGCCAUCGUCCUCCUGGACGACAUGGGCAAUUGUCCAGCGGGCCUGCGAGGAAGAUUCUACCGCUUCGCUGGAGACCGCUAUCCGAGCAGCCAGCAGAUCGUGGACUGGGCCAGAGCCCAGGUCGACCAGAUCAGGGCCGCUGGUGAGGAGCCGCUGUCGAUGACUCACUACAUCGACCACGAGGGCUCUCGCAGGGCGCUGGCUGGCGUGGGCAGGCGGCGCCGCCUGGGCGGUCCCGCGCCCUUGCCUGCGGGGGGGCCCGAGGCCCCUGGGGGCGUGGCCGCCGCUGGCGGCCUUGUGGCCUUGGACGGCGACGCCGACGGCGCUGGGGCUUCCGUGGGGCCCGCUGGCGCGGUCGGCCUGGGCGCUGUGCGCGACGCCACCGAGGACCCUUUCGGUCUUUUGCGUGCGCGCGAGGAGCCCGCCGAGGGUCGUGUCUGGAUUGUGUGCGAGAACUCCGACGAGCACGAGACCCUCGGGCUGGAGGUCACUUUGAGGCCUGGCGACAUCGCCAUCACUAGCCACGAUGGACUGGUGCAUCGGCACGGCGGGUUCUUGAGGGUUCGCUCGGUGCCUUCAAGCGAGUGCGUCGACUUCGUUGCCCGCCUCAAGGCUCGCAGCACGUCGGCGGCUGCUGAGCCGCCUGCUGGGGCUCUGGCGAUCGGCGGCACGAAGACUCCUCCCAUCGAGGCCGACGACGACGUCAGGACUUUCUGGGUCGACUACGACGAGUCUGGGAACCGUUUCAAGUCCUUCAAGAAGGCCGUGCAGGAGAGCCGCGAGGAGCCCAUCACGGCCGUGGAGGUGCAGGGCCCGCUUGGCACGCUCCACCUCGCGCGGUUCAUCGAGCGGUACGGCGGUGGCCCACGGCGCUGGUGGCAGGGCUUUGCACGGGACCACGGCACCAGCAAGACGGACAGGGUCUACCACGAGAUGACGAACCCCACGGAGAGCCUGACGUUGUUCGGCGAGUACGACCAGCUCAACUUGGGUGCCUCCGCUGGCAUCGAGAAGUUGACGAGACGCAUCUGCGGGGUGAUCGACGCCUACGCGACAGGCGGGGGUGUCCCCAGCUGGAAGAUGGCAGGCGCUUACGAGGGCGAGGCCAACUCGAUCGACGCCAUCGCCCCCGCCUUGCGCAAGUGGGGCCUGACCAAGGUGAAGGACCAUAACGAGCUGGAGCAGGCUCGUUCGCGCCAUCCGCGGCCCGCGGACGGCGCCGACCCGAGCGCCGCCCCGUCGGGCGCUGCGUGCCGUGGCGACGGCGGCCGUGGCCGCGGUGCUGGGGCAGGACGCCCCGAGCUUUUUGACCAGUUCCCGAUCGCGCUGCCGCCUUUGGAGUCUGCGCCGACUUCGGGAGGGCGUCGGUCGAAGAGAUACCGCAGACGUGACCACGUGCGGCAACUCGCCGAGGGCGCUUCAAAUGCACUUAAUUGGCUUGCUAAGACCGAUGACCACCGACUUCCUGAUCUCCGCGGGCGGCCUCAACAUGUUUCGGAGCUCGGCCAGUGCCAGGUGAUUCGCGAGCGUGACGAGGUGCUGUCCUACGUGGAGCAGUUGGCUGCGCUUCAGGUGCGCGACGGUGGCCAUGAGUACUACUUGCCGCCAGAAGUGGCCCUUCGGGAGCUGCUCUGUGACAAGGCGUCUGGCUACAGGAUGGACGCCUCUAUGACUACGCUCGCGCCGUACCAGCGAGGUCGGGUCUCCCUGCCUGAGAAGCGUGAUGCGGUGUCGUCCGUCUUCGACCUGGUGGGGGACCGUGGCCGUGCCUACCUGGAGGGUGCAGGAGAGCGCAUGCUCGAUCCCAGUGCUAGUGACACGUUGGCUGGCGACGCUGAUCGGUGUUAUGUUGAUCCCCAGCUCGCCAACAGCCCGAAGCUCUACGCCCGCUUCGUGCGCGACCUGAAGGCCAGGAACAUGCUGGUCUUCGGCAAGUGGGCGCAUGAGCGCACAG